Malaya genurostris is the source of this 8896-nucleotide messenger RNA. It is a transcript of the gene Tmep, whose product is annotated as transmembrane protein 184B. Gene Ontology annotation, biological process: transport. The record is from RefSeq and is a predicted model, not a curated record. Bases 769 to 2211 code for a protein of 480 amino acids. NCBI's taxonomy places the organism in Eukaryota, Metazoa, Arthropoda, Insecta, Diptera, Culicidae. Gene Ontology annotation, molecular function: transporter activity. The transcript is spliced from 10 exons.
CAGCAUUCGAGUACGGGACGUCGUCAUCGCUGCUUAUUCUUUGUCCGGAUUGACGGUAACAUUUUCUCGUUUUGCACAAUACCUUAUAAUUUUCUCUAAACUGGUGCGUUGCAAAUAGUGUAAAAGAAUAGUUCAAGUGAAGAUUUUUGCUGGUGGAAAAUGUGCUGACGAAUUAGCAACUGAGAAAAGUGAAAUUUGCUAUUUUUCAACUAACAGCUGGGUAAUAUUUUGUCCGUGAGGUAGAAUAGUUACUGGUGAAAAAAAUACAUCAACAUACGGAAGUGAAAAAAGGCUAGAAAUUAAGGGUUGCAAGUAGUGAAAUCAGCAGGAUCCAUGUGAAUUUACUAAUUGAGCCUUUGCAUCUGCGGUGAUUCGAGAAGCGUGUCCGUUUUUUCUUCUUCUUUCAUCGACCGUAGAAUUCUCGAGUUGGACUUUAAUUAGUUUAGUGAAACGAUCCAUAUAGUGGAAACAAGUGUAAUUGGCGCACGGGUCCGAAGUGAUUGAAAAUACGCCAGUAAAUUUGUGUCACUGAAAAGAGAAUUGUGUUUGCGUACGACAGAUGUUCCCGGAUAUAGCUUCAAGGCAUGGCGAUUAUGUUCCUAAAGUAAAACGUGCAACGACGGAGUAUAUUGUGCAUUGAGUAUCGGAUAAUAACGGAUAACAAGACGAAAUUCCGAAUAACUGGUGCAGUUCGUUUCGAGCGAUUUGGUUCAAGUUCCAAGCGCUGCCUCUGUUGUUCGUGGAAGUGAACUGCAGUAGCGGAACAGUAUGAGCACGGAGCGUCCCGCUGUGGAUUUGGUGAACGGAACAGUCAGUUCGAAGCCAAACAUUAUUAUUCAUGCUACGGAAUCGGCCGCCCUGGCUACCGAUCCGUUGAUAAGCCAUGUCGGUGACGGAAUCUUUCUGCAGACGAAGACUGCCCAGGGACUGGCAGGAAUUUUCGUGUGGAUUGCACUGUUCAUCACAUGUCAACAGAUCUAUCAGCACCUAAGAUGGUACACCAACCCCCAGGAACAAAGGUGGAUAGUAAGGAUAUUGUUCAUUGUGCCCAUCUACGCCACUUACUCUUGGAUUAGUUUGCUAUUUUUCAACUCCGAAAGUGUGUACGUGUACUUCUUCACGGUACGGGAUUGCUACGAGGCGUUCGUCAUCUACAAUUUCCUAUCGCUGUGCUACGAGUAUCUCGGUGGCGAGGGUAACAUCAUGUCCGAGAUCCGCGGGAAGCCCAUCAAGUCGUCCUGUCUGUACGGGACCUGCUGUCUGGCCGGCAAAACUUACACCAUCGGAUUUUUGCGUUUCUGCAAACAAGCCACACUUCAAUUCUGCCUGGUUAAACCGUUGAUGGCGUUCAUCAUCAUCUUUUUGCAGGCAUUCGGACACUACCAUGACGGUGAUUGGAGCGCCGAUGGAGGCUACAUCUACAUCACUGUCAUCUACAACUUCUCGGUGUCACUGGCCCUGUACGGACUGUACCUGUUCUACUUUGCCACUCGGGAUCUGCUGACACCCUUCGAUCCCGUACUCAAAUUCUGCACCGUGAAAUCAGUGAUUUUCCUUUCCUUCUGGCAAGGUGUCGGUUUAGCCAUCCUGGAAAAGGCGGAAGUAAUCUCACCUAUUGUGGAUGCCGGUGGUUCGACGACAUCGGCCGGUACGGUGUCUGCGGGUUAUCAAAAUUUCUUCAUUUGCAUUGAAAUGCUGUUCGCUGCGAUUGCCCUCCGGUAUGCUUUUCCGUAUCAGGUAUAUGCUCAAAGCUGCAUGACCGAUGCUCACGGCCGAUCUGUGACGAUGCAAUCAAUCUCCAGUAGUUUGAAGGAAACGAUGAAUCCAAAAGAUAUUAUGACGGACGCGAUACACAACUUCCACCCGCAGUAUCAACAAUACACACAGUACAGCUCAGGUGGAAAAAAUUCUCGUGGCAUCCGAGUUUCAUCGUAUGACCCGGACGAUCCAACCCAUCAGCUGACCCAGGGUGGUAAUGCUGCUGGUGGACACGGAAUGGGCAGCAGUAGCAACAACAACAACGGUGGCGGUGGUGGAAAUGGUCGAAGUGGCGGUUACAGCACUACCCAAAGUAACUAUAUUGCACCGCCAACACUUGGCAGUCAGCGAAAGUUUAUGCCGGUAGGAGGAGCGCCCCAGAAGGUGUCUACCAUUAGCCAGAACUAUAACGAGAAAACGAUGCUGCUUAGUAGCGAUGAUGAGUAUCAGUAGGCUCAGUUUUUAAGGAAUCCGUGUAUUUUGUCAUUCCGUUUUGUUAUCUCUACCGAUUGGCAGAUUCAAAAAAAAAAUCAAGUUUUCUUUGUGUAAAUGUGCAACUAUCAAUUAAAGGUAAAGAAGCUUUUUAAUCAACACGAUUCUGAGUCUACAUGUUAGUGUAGCUGCGAAGUAUUAACUAAUGGAAGAAAGAGAUGAAACAUAAGCUAAAUAGUUAUACAUAAAGGAUAAAACGUGAGCCAAUUAAAAGUAUAGUAGCAAAUCAAUGUUUUUCUUUCUCAUAAUAUAAAAUUGCUUUCAUGUUGGCAACCAAAUGCAAAACUCGAUAGCCCUGGUACGCCAUCUAAGUUAAAUUAUUUGAACUAGUUGGACGAUGUCGACCAAUGAGGUAGGAACUAGAUUGCCUAUAUCCAGAGUGAUGACCUCUCAUUCGUAAUGUUGGUAACAACUCAAAACAUUUAAUUCGAGUUGUUCGUUACCCUAGUAACCAUAUGCAUUAUAUCACUGCACAUUUACAACUGUUUUUUUACAUUGGUAAUGAAUAAUUACACUUAUCCUACAUACUUUAAAGCAAUGUACAUUAGAUUUGCAUUCAAAAAGUAACUGAGCAUUAUAGAACAACAGCCUUCCGCCAUGCUAUAUAUCGACAUUCAAUGCUAUAUUUUGGAGCAACGAAACUUUAAUAAUAACUAUAAGAGUAAUAAUCCUCUAAGAGUCUAAUAAUCGCCCUUUUCAGUUUUAUAAUAGCAUUGUAAAAACAUGUGUAACUCCGUUGCAGUUAAUCAAAAUUUACGCGAAUUUUUAAAGCUGAAUUAAUGUGAAGUUAUAAUGCGUCGUGUUUACUUGUGUAGUUUUACGUUGUAUUCGACAGGUCGUUUGCUCGUUUGGAACGAUACUGUUAAAAUGCUUCGGUAUGACGAAGUAUUUCUGAAGUAAAAUUAACGAACGCUGAAUUGCUUUGUUUAAUCCACCUGCUUCUACCUCAUUGUGUAACAUCAAAAUGCUUUGUUUCAAUCGGCACUUCCGAUGAAGUUCUCAAUAGGUUUCGUGUUACUACCUCUGGCUCUUAUUACCGUAAUCACUACGCAAUGAAAACCAAGUGAAGUGAUUGUGACCCUUAUUAUCGGUAUCCCUUCACGGUAAAAAUCAAGUUAAGUGAAUGCAGGUCGCUUCAAAGAAAAAGUAAAUAAUGAGCGCGUCAUCAACAUUUUGUUGGAAAACUUUUUUUUUCACUGCAGUGAUCACAACUCUGUAUUACUAGUAUAGUAAUAGUUAAAAUCAAGUGAAGUGAUAUGCGAGUGACGUGAAAGUGGAAGUGAGAAUGAUGAUAAGGACCAGCAUAUUUCACCGGAAAGUAAAAGUUUUCAUCGAGAGUCGGUGUUUUGACACUGCGAGAUUAUCACUUGUAGUCCUAUGAAAAGGAAGUCAAUUUUGUCAAUAAAUAAAAACUAUCUGGUAUAAAGGCCUUCGUUACUGAGCCACUAAAUGGUACCAUUUCAAAAGAAGUGACGUCAGCCUGAAUAAUAAUAAGACGAUUCAGUGGUAACAUUGGUUUGAUCGAUAUCGAUAGUCCGACGACAAAAGGGACUAACUGCAAAUGAGAGCCUCUCUUUGUUUACUUUCUCUUUUGAUUAUGACGGAGCCAUUAUUGCAAAUUCUCUGAAGUUUCCAAAAUAAAUCGAAGGCUUGUAGUUUUACCUUGAAAGUUUUGCGAAGAGUAAUGCGUCAAAUACAAAAUCAGUUCGGUAAAUCGUGAAAGAAGAAGUAAACAAAGAGAAAAUGUCAUUUGCAGUUAGGCCCUUUUGUCGUGGGACGGUCGAUAUGACAAAAAAAGCUCGUUCUUUAAUGUUACUUGGCUGACUGAAGCUGAACUUACUGCACUAUCCCAAGCGUAUUAUUUUUGUCCCAUCUAAUUAUUCCUCAUUAGAAGAUAUCAACAGUACAGUUUUACUAUUUCGAAGCAGGAACUAUACAUCUUUAUCGAAACAACACAUAAACUUUAACGAAAAUUUGGAGAAAGAAAAUCAUUAAAAUGUAUAUUGAUAUUUAAUAUCUAUUAUUACUACUAUUAUUUCAAAAUAUUACGACAAUCGAAUAUAAUUAAAAUCAUCGCGACUGAGUCAAACACAGCCCGGGUUGGUGGUUCAACGCACAAGGUGCUAGUCUUAUUAGUCACUUGCCGUAUGUUCGAACCCUGUAUUAUGAAGGGAUUCUUAAUGUCUAUUGGAUCAUAGUAAGCAAUGGUUCUAUACGUUAAGAAUCAACAGCGGCCACAUUCUCCAAAAGGAACUUUGCCUUUAAGUCAAACAAUUGUGAUUUGCUUUGUGCUUCUGAUUGGCUUACGUAUAAGUGCAACUUGAGUAAUAGCUUUGUCGUGUUGAAAAAAUGAAAGCAAAUAGUAUCGAUCAAUAACCUUCAACGGAAUAUUUGGGCGCCUUGCAUCGAUUUGAAUCUAGUUCACCGAUAUUUUACUGUAAUAAAAACUAUCUGUCAGAUCAAAACAACACGAUCAAAGACGAUAUUUCGAUUUUGGCGACACGUUCACGUUGUCAUUUUAAGUAAGCUCACAACUAUGAAUAUAGAAACGCUAGUUCAUCCUCGAGUACCUAGAUAAGCAGAGUGACGACAUCUCAUCUGUAAUGUUGAUAUCAGUUCUAAACAUUUUAUCCGAAAUGUGGGCAGUUUUGUUAGUUUUACAUUGUAUUUGACAGGUCGUUUGCUCGUUUGGAACAAAGCUGUCAUUCCAAACGAACAGCUGUCGUCACUCUGGUUAUAGGCACUCUAGUUUACCCCAAAACGUGAUAUUUUGUUUUGAAAAUAUCGGAAUGUUUUGCAAAUGUGAUUUAUAGAAAUGUCAUAGAAAUCAAUGACCGUUCCUUCAUUCAUCACGUUCGGACUUGGCUAAACCAAAGAUAAACUCAAGAUAGAGCGAUCUGCAAUUUCUCAUGUACCAUUUGAAUAGGACCCUUCGAUGGAGUCGGUUCACUGUCAGUUUCAGUUUCAUCAUUAUUUGAGCAAAACAACAAGCGUCUGAUCGCUACACUCAGGCCAAAAUUAUAUGUAAUUUCAUAAUCGUAUGGUUUUUAGCUUCAAGAAAAUCGUAUGCUAAUCAUAAGACCGCCUUAUGAAACCAUGAAUAUUGGAAUUCCAAUGAAAAGCCUUAUGAAAUUUAUACGAAAUUUUUAGGAACAUUGUGCGAAAUUUUUAUGACAAACAUAACUUCUCUUAUAUGCUGUGGAAUUCAUAACUUGUUCAUAUGAAAACUAUAAUAGUGAUGAGAUGUAUAUUGCAGAGUCAUGAACAUUAUAAUAGAUAUAUAUUUUUCAUAUUAAUCUUUUGAAAUGGUAAUUUUGGCCAUUUUUGAUGCACCAUAAGACUACUCAUUUUGCCUGAGUGUACAUACCUAUGUCGUAGCUAUGACAAUGUUUGUUUUUGUUUGGAAAAAUAUCAAGUUACAGUAUAACGAUAUUAUGUUUGCUUUCUUUCUGACUUGUAUUGUUUCCAUGGCAUCUUGCCAGAACUUGUCGGCACUUAUUAACAAAGUGUCAAUAAAAUUACACUAUCACUGAGCCUACUAAUUCAUGAUUACUGACUCAAAUUUUUUUAAUUGAUCGUAUAGAGCAUUGUAAUCUUGAGUUUAUCUUUGGCUGAACUCUAAACUAACGCUGCUCUCAGAAAAGUCGCAUUUGGUUUAUUUUUUUUUUUCAUACAGCGUGACUGGCUUCCUUUAGAAAGAACUCUAAGGCCGUGGCCCAUCUCGCGUAUUAUUUUAACUUUUAGUUUAAAUUUGACAGUCGAGCGAUUAUUUUUUGUCGAGUAGUAAAAUUUAACUAAAAUUGCGGCCCAUUUCAAACAAUGACGAAUGGAAAGUUAUUUAGGUUUAUUUUGCACUGAAAAUAAAAUGAUAUCAAGUGAUAUAAUAAUUGUAAUGAGGAGAAUGUUAGCAAAGCUUCGGAAAAAACAUUGACAUUAUAUUAAAACUUUCUAUUGGGGUAUUUUUUUGACUAAAUUUAUAAAUAAUAAUACAUAGAAGAAUCUUUUACUAAUAAACUGAAAUUAGAAUUUUUUGCAAGAUUUUUUUCAGUGUCGGAAAAUAACUAUCGAACUGUCAAAAAUAAGAGUUAUUUUUGACAACGACUAAAUAACUGCUCGCCUGUCAAAUUUUAACUAAAAAUUAAAAUAAUUCGCGAUAUGGUCUACUGCCUUAAUGUUUUUCAAUGUUUGGAACAGAAAACAAGAAAAAUUAAAAAAAAUCGUUUGAAAUAACUGCGCAUGAUUCGUUCGUUUUCACACACCUAGUUGUUAUGCAUCAAGAAUAUUAAUUAUUUUGUUUUUAUUUACCCCUUUGUUUUUCAACGGAAAAACAUUAAACGACUCAUUAUGCGCCAAACACUUUUACCGAAAUUCUUAAACGCAGAUGUCAGGUUCUUCAAAAGAAUUUUCUCAAUUCUGAACCAAACAACCUAUUAAGAUUUCCCCAUUUUCAGAUGUAUUUUCCUUUUACGUUGCAUGCGGUGAGAGUUGAGAUAGAUUUUACAAAAAAAAAUAAUCAAGUGAUGCGAUAUAAAGAUGGAACAACAUGUUCUAGAAGUAGACAAAUUUCUAUUGCAAUUUGUUUCGAAUUGGUCUAUUCAAUUAAAUACAAAUUUGGAUAAAAAACCUAUUUUUUGUUCUGAGGCUUAGGAGCACAAAUACAAUGGAUAGAUCAAAUCUGAAAAACAAUGUUUCAGAUCAGCACAUACUUUAUUCAUCAGAAGCAACAUGGAAGUUAAAACAUGCGACCGAAUUUGUGAAAACGAGAAGGAAGGUGUGAAGAUGCCUAUGUGUUUUUUUUUGCUAUGUAAAAAAUAUCAAACACACCAAGAAUCGAAUGUAAUUGUAUCACAUUAGCUGAAGAACUAUUUUAUAGGUGAAAAUAUUCCAUUCAUAACGAACCUUUUCUUGAUAGUUAUCUGUUAUGAAAAACCUUUCGAUAUCAGAAAUACUUUUUAUGCUUCAGGAAACAAAAUCAUUUACAAGACAAGACAUUCAACAUGUCGAUCAAUUAAUGAUAGCCAGAUAGACAGGCGUCACUAAAUCAAAAUCCCUCUAGCGUCCAAUAGAGGUAUCCUUCAAAUGCCAUCUUUCAAAAGUUUAUGACAAGCGGUUCAUUAAUGUGCUAGUUAUUUUGCUUUCAGUGACUAUUACCUUACCUUACCAAGCACCUAUAUUUCUAGGGUGUCUUUUUCGGUAUCACGCUUACGUCUCCAUCUAACACGGUUGAUGACCAUAGCUAAGGCAAACAUACCUUUGAUUAGACCGGACAAACAAGACGAUUAUAGGUUUGUAUGCGAAACACGAUCACUUAAAUAAGAACAGUUGUUUUUGCCCGACGUUUCGACCCCUACUUUAGAUCUUUUUCAGAAGAAAUCUUUUAACGUUUCUCGUAUGAAAAAGCUUAAAAACUAAAUCAGCAGUCGUAGCGUCGAACAGUAAACAAAACACUGCUAAACUCAAAUGCAAAAUUACAUUCCACUCACGUUAUUUAAUCAUAUUAAAAAAUUAGGCGCUAUUUAUGCUCUGUACGAUAUUUUCAGUUGACAAGUUCUUUCGGUAAAAAGACUUUCAGCGAAAUUAUUCUUUCGACAAAACGACUCUUCAUAUCAAAGAAUAGCUGUAUCAACUGACGCUUAUUUGUAUUGAAACGUGUUUUAGUUUUCUUCGAAAAAAAUGCACGACCGUCAGAAAUGUACAGACAGAUGUUCAUUUCUGUACAAAAUAUGCAGAUAGCGCCAUCUUUUGUGAAACACUAGGAAAUUGCUUCAAUUUAUCAAAACGUCACCUUUUUAUCGUCUAAAAUACGUCUCGUUAUAUUUGUUUGCAUGUCAACACUUAUUUAAAAAAACGAGUUACUGGACUAGAGAAUUGAGAAAGGUUGAAUCAGGAAAACGAUCGCUAUAGAUGGAAUUUUGGAGCCAUGCUACUCCCUUUAAAAUGUCUUCGGAAUGUGAUACAAUUUAUGCACCAACAUAUUGCAAGAGUACAAUAUUCCUGCCAUUUUAGAUGUACAGAAACAAAUACAGUGCAUUUCAUACUCCUCCGAAGCGUAUGCUUUUUCUACUUAUAUGAGGUGCAGGGAUGUUUACAUAUUCUCUUGUUUUUCAACUAGAUUUAUAUAUUACGUAACUGUAAAUAAUAUGUAUAAUAUUUGAACUAAUUAAAAAGCAUUGUUUUAAUAGACCAGUCAAAAUAUGAUUUGCUAAAAGAAUAGGAAGACGCGUACUUCUACCGAAUGUCUACAUAUUUUUGUCAAAUUCAUCCUAGAGAGCAUCGUGUUCGAUUAUAUAAAUUUACAGUGGCGGUAACUCGGAUAGCUCCGAAUAGAAUGUAUACACUUUUCAAGUAUACUUCCGAUAAUCUGUAUAAGCAGUUAUUUUUCGGCAGCAAUUGUUACAAAACAGCGAUAGAUAUUGGGAUUCGGGUUGAAUAUGUAAUUUUCUAGAUGAAUAGAGAAAAUAUGUAUAUGAUAAAUACAAAAUACCUAUUGGAAACAAUGCAACUGAAAAAUACAUUAUUCAGGAAGGUGUCGUUAUUACUAACAAAAAAAGCUGAAUGUUUAAUCGAAGCAAAAAACGGAGAAAAAAACUAAUGAUGAAAUUUUCUGAAACAGCGUCUAUAUAAUAAAGGUAUGGAUAAUAUUUUA